CCCACUCCCGCACUCUCUCCCUCACUUCGGUGUCGGUCGGACGUGCUGCCCGCUCCGCAGAGCCGCUCGCUCGCUCCCCAUCGCGCUCACGCGUUACCGGUGUUACGUCCCCGCAGUGUCGCGCUCGCGCGCAAGUGAUUCAGAGUGUGAUCAGCUCUCAGUGAAAGUGAUUCGCCGCAAGUGAUUUGUGUGUGUUUGUGUGUGUGUGGUGCUCCCGUGUGCUGCAUUGUGGAUUACGACAGCAUGCGGAGGUGUCAGUGAGGAUUACCUUUACCAGAAGACGUUGAGUGCCGCCGCCAUGGGCCUCUCCGACAACGACCGCAUGUGCCCGUUCGAGGUGGUGCCGCACCCUGCGCCCGAGUCCACGUCGGGCACCCCCUACAUGGACACUGCCGUCACGUCGCCUCCCCGGGACUCGGACCUGAAAAUAGAGUUCGACGGAACCACCGUCCUGUGCAGAGUCUGCGGCGACAAGGCCUCCGGCUUCCACUACGGCGUCCACUCCUGCGAGGGGUGCAAGGUGAGUGACCCGCGUCCUUGAGCGCCCUGAGAAUCACAGUGUCAGUGUGUGCGUGUGUGUGAGAGUGUUUGUGUCUGUGUGUGCGUGUGGGAAAGAAGACUAAACGUGAGGCGCAGCGGCUGCCUGCGGGUGGUGAGGGCCUUGCACCCGACCUACCCACCACCCGGGGGGCCGCAGUGGGGUCGCUGCUCCCAUUGUAGGGGGUGGGAAGACAGACCGAGACAGACGGACGAACGGACAGACGCUCUCGUUCCCCAGGGCUGCUCUCCCCCAUGCUCGCUUUUGGUUUCAUUCAGGGGAGGAAGUACUAUAUGUAGUAGAGCGAAAGACUGGGUAUGAAUUCGUUUCUUUUGUGGGCGCUCGACCUCCAUAACUUCGAAUAGGGUUAACCAACACGCGACCGCUUUCGCAUGUAACAUUGCAAACUUUUGGAGGUAAUGUAAUUUUCCGUGGCGUGCUUACAGCUCGGUCACGACCCUGCCCCAGCGGGUCGUGUACGGCCGCUCGUAUGUGUGACUGUGUGUGUGUGUGUGUUUGUGUUUGUUUGCGAGUUUGUGUGUGUGUGAGAGAGAGGAAGCGAGAGAGAGAGGUGGAGG
This is a messenger RNA of Frankliniella occidentalis (western flower thrips), 1116 nucleotides long. RefSeq names its product ecdysone-inducible protein E75-like. Bases 299 to 541 code for a protein of 80 amino acids. The record is from RefSeq and is a predicted model, not a curated record. Gene Ontology annotation, biological process: hormone-mediated signaling pathway; negative regulation of transcription by RNA polymerase II; cell differentiation. The transcript is spliced from 2 exons. NCBI's taxonomy places the organism in Eukaryota, Metazoa, Arthropoda, Insecta, Thysanoptera, Thripidae. Gene Ontology annotation, molecular function: zinc ion binding; nuclear receptor activity; RNA polymerase II cis-regulatory region sequence-specific DNA binding.